This is a messenger RNA of Pygocentrus nattereri (red-bellied piranha), 1669 nucleotides long. It is a transcript of the gene cenpu, whose product is annotated as centromere protein U. The transcript is spliced from 13 exons. The coding region runs from base 281 to 1594 and encodes 437 amino acids. Lineage: Eukaryota; Metazoa; Chordata; Actinopteri; Characiformes; Serrasalmidae. The record is from RefSeq and is a predicted model, not a curated record. Gene Ontology annotation, cellular component: nucleus.
AAUCUUUUCUGCCAAGUUAUGACCCAAAUAAUUCUCAUUAAAAUUGUAUCUCUUAUGAAUAUAACUGUAGCUAAAAUGUUGAUUGACAUCGAUAACAAACCUUUGUCAAAUAUUUUGUCUUUUUUUGUCGCACGUCUCACCCAUUUUACAACUAUAGUUUAACCCGAGCGGUCUAAACAAUUCGCGGGAAACACUCGGCGGAACAGCUGUUAAUGCAGCCGUUAGCUGAAUUAAUAUCUCGGGGUUUUUUUGUUGAUACUCGUUUUAUUUCAUUGUGAAAAUGAGUCGGAUGACAAGACUGCUGAAAGGUGUUCAGAAGGAACUCAAGAACAGGAGUCAGAAACCUGCCGAGGAUCCUGUACAGUCUCCAGAAAGUCUGGAUGUGUCUUUAAUAGAGAAAGCCAGUUUCCUUCAAGGAGAACAAUAUUCUUCUCAUGGUAAUCCCUUGCACAGCACUGCUUUAGAAGAUGAAUUAACCACUGAAACAGACAGUCAUCCAAAGGGCACUGCAAGGAGAAAGGCAGGUGAAGAAAGGGUGCAGGAGAAAGCCCAGGACAUCGCAGAGACUCCAAAGAGACUUGUACGUGUUGAAAAAGAUAAGGCCAAAACAAAACAGAAAGGUGAUGUCCAAGCACAAAGGAAGAGCUCAAAAUCCAUGAAGAAUCAAAGGCCAACACAGAAGACACAGCAAGGAACAAACUCCCAAACACGGCGUUUGCAGACCAUCUCGGAGAACAGAGACGAAGAAGGCAGGAGAAUGGCCCAGUCUGAAGUCUUUGAGAAUUCAACGAGUGAGGGUUCAGCAGGAGAUGUGUUACCUGAGGCAGCCACCGCCAAUAGCCAGCGCCGACCCUCAUUGUCAUCAGAGGAGCUGACUGAUGAAGAUGAGAGUUUUCAUCCAAGCAGCGAGAAAUCCAAACCAUUCAGAGUGAGACUGCAGAGGAGACUGAGGUCAUCUUCCGGUCACCAGCAGAGAGGUCAGAAACAGAAGAGAAAGUGUUCAUCUGGAUCCUCAGACAAUGGAAACCAGCGUAAGAGGCAGAAACAUGAAACUGUGAAAAAUCCAAUUGAUCUUGAUGUUGUUCUUGAAGCAUUCCAGGAAUUUGUCACCCAUUAUAAGGAGACCGUGAACUCUGAUUCUGUUAAACAAGCCAUAGACGCAUUCUCUCACUUGUUUGAGGAGCAGCUCACAGAGAUGAUCACAGCAACAAAGGAGUUUAAUGAUGUGAAGCGGAAAGCUGCAAAGAUUAAUAGUGCCCUGAACCACAAGAAGAUUAGGCUCUUGGAGGCCAAGAAUGAACUAAUUAAAAGUGAAGCUGAUGUGAGGAAGCUUCAGAAGGAGCAUGAUGAGCUGGAACAGAGGCUCAAGGCCUUGAUACAGGGCACCACCUUCCUCACAAACCUGAAAGAGCUGAACCAGAGAUAUCUGAAGUACCGCGUUGCUCACCCUGACGAGCCAGAAACGUAUGACCCUUCCUGCAUGCCAGCAAUGCUACUGGAGGCCAGGAGCAUCAUGGGAACUGAAAACCAGUUGAAGACCAUCAAUGACAAGCUGCAGCAGAUUGCUGGUCUGUGUCCGGUGACCAUCAGCUGAGUUGAGACAGUAAAGAAUCCCAGUGACAUUAAAUGAUUCAACUUGUUUACCAAUGUUAAAGGGGAAUUCCACCAA